AAUUUUUAAAAUACACUAUUAUUUUAUUAUUGUAUUUUAAAAAAAUGGAUAUUUUAAAAGCAGAAAUAAUGAAGAAAAGAAAACAAUUGGAGGAAAGCAAUGUUUUGCAAAAUAAUGCAAAAUAUUUUAGAAGAGGUGAACUAAUAGCAAAAGGUCAAGAAGUGAAAGAAAUACAAAAAAGUAACGAUGAAGAUGUUAAAAUUAAUACAACUCAAUGGCAAAAAGAUUCUGUAGCUGAUGAUAGCUCUGAACAUUUGACAUUACCUAGACAUGAAGUAGUUAGAAGAUUACGUGAAAGAAGUGAACCUAUAUUAUUAUUUGGAGAAUCAGAAAUAGAAGCAUUUAAACGAUUAAGAAGAUGUGAAAUACUUGAACCUGAUGUAAAUAAGGGUUUUAGAAAUGAUUUUCAAGAAGCUAUGGAACAAGUAGAUCAAGCAUAUCUAAAUGAGAUAUUAGCUUCUUCUAAACCUCAAGAUCGUGAUGGGAAAGGAGAUGUAAAUGUUCCGGAUGAAGGAGUAACAUAUGAAGAUUUGCAAAAGAUGUCUGUAAAAUUAAACAAGGGUGAUAGAGAUUUUGAUUUAAAUGUUAUUACUCAGUUUAUACAAUUCUUAGUACAAAUGUGGGGUAAUCAGUUAAAUAGUAGGAGCACUGCUGAAAAAAUGAGUACUCGAGGAAAAAUGGCUAGUGCUACCUAUGCCCAAACAAGAGAAUAUCUAAAACCUUUACUCAGAAAAUUAAAAAAUAAGUCUCUUCCAGAAGAUAUUACAGAUAGCUUAACUGAUAUUGUAAAACACUUAUUAGAACGUAAUUACAUACUGGCAAGCGAUGCAUACUUGCAAAUGGCAAUAGGAAAUUCUCCAUGGCCUAUUGGAGUGACUAUGGUCGGUAUUCAUGCACGUACCGGAAGAGAAAAAAUUUUCUCUAAAAAUGUGGCACAUGUAAUGAAUGAUGAAACUCAAAGAAAAUACAUUCAAGCAUUAAAAAGAUUAAUGACUAAAUGUCAAGAAUAUUAUCCUACAGAUCCAUCUCGUUGUGUAGAGUAUUCAAAAACAUAAUAUUAAUAUAUGAA
Messenger RNA from Eufriesea mexicana, 1069 nucleotides. It is a transcript of the gene Prp18, whose product is annotated as pre-mRNA processing factor 18. Gene Ontology annotation, cellular component: U4/U6 x U5 tri-snRNP complex; U2-type post-spliceosomal complex; U5 snRNP. NCBI's taxonomy places the organism in Eukaryota, Metazoa, Arthropoda, Insecta, Hymenoptera, Apidae. The transcript has 4 exons. The record is from RefSeq and is a predicted model, not a curated record. The coding region runs from base 45 to 1055 and encodes 336 amino acids. Gene Ontology annotation, biological process: generation of catalytic spliceosome for second transesterification step; RNA splicing.